Molecule: messenger RNA, 923 nt
Organism: Lepisosteus oculatus (spotted gar)
Lineage: Eukaryota; Metazoa; Chordata; Actinopteri; Semionotiformes; Lepisosteidae
Gene: cinp
Product: cyclin dependent kinase 2 interacting protein
Source: RefSeq, a predicted model, not a curated record
UCAAUAUGGCCGCCUCCUACAGUAAACAUGCUUGAUCUUACAUCGGGGAGAAGCAUUGCAAUUUAUUUAUGUAUUACGUCUGAAAAUUACUGACAUGGAAGUUUCAGUGAACAGUUCAGGGAAUGCAGCAUCUAUUAGAAGACCUGUUUCAACUAACAGUGCAAGAAAGAUAAAGGACAAUGCUGCUGACUGGCACAACUUCAUUCUGAAAUGGGAUCGAUUAAAUGAUGAAGGUUUUACAAUUGCAAACAAAAUUGUCAACCUGAAACUAAGCAAAAUAACAGAAAAUGACUCAGAAUCUAAACUGGAGUGUGAUGGUUCAGCUGUCUCCCCAAGAUCUGCUACUGCAACCGAACCAAACCAGGAACUGCAGGACGAAUGCACUGAGCUGUUGAGGAUCUUGGAGAAAAUGACUCACCUUGUAUCAAAAAUGAGGAAGCUGUCAUCUACCGUUAAAGGCAUAUGUGCACUGGAAACAUUUCACCAUGGAGAUGCCGGAAGAGAAAGCCCUUUGUUUCAUACUUGGCCGACGGCACAGUUUGAUGACGUCUCCUCAAAACUUUUGGAAUCUUAUGAGCAAGAACUGACCCUUAAAGAAACAAUAGUGCAAGAAAUUGCACACACAACUGACCGGAGUCUUUCCCUGGUUCAUCUGUCAGCCUGGCUUCAUCAGCCAUACAUUGAGGACAACACCAAGGUUCUUUUAGAAAGCAUGCUGCUGGAGACUGGGCAUAGACCACUGUGAAGCAAACUGGAGGACUUAUCUUAAAUGUCAUCAGUUUCAGAUGAAAAACUGCAUUCUUUCUCCUUUGGCAGAGAAAUGAGUAUAUACUACUUCAUUUUGAAUUGUUUGUCCAAUUUUAUGCGAUAUUAGGGUGAAGUGACAUGGGAAGCUCACAGAGAAUUAAAUAUAGCACAGUAAC